Messenger RNA from Amoebophrya sp. A120, 371 nucleotides. Lineage: Eukaryota; Dinophyceae; Syndiniales; Amoebophryaceae. The record is from the annotation of a GenBank genome assembly.
AAAAACAGCUCGCGAGCGAUCACAUUCAGCAGGCGUGGCGUAGCAAAAAAGUCAAGGAAAUGAAGGAGGAUUUGCAGGCGAAGCUGAACCACGCCGAGGAGCUGAUCACGCAAUACAGUAUUAACGGAGAACAAGAACACAACUCCAAACCCGACAAAAAUCAUGGAAUCACAACAGCAAACGGAGCCGGUGCCAGCACGUCGUCCCCAGGCCCGAAAAGCCCCUCCGGAGCCGGGUUAUCUACUUCCUUCGGACGGCCGAACAAGGCGAAGGCAUCCACGAGCCGCUUCCUGGGCACCACUUCCGCGAGCAGCAGGCAAAUCCGCGAACAGAACGAAAGGCUGGACCAGGAAAAUAGAGACUUGCAGAAG